ACGCUUGGCGUCAUCUGACGCACUUGACAGCCCUCUGCGGCCGCCGAGUCAGCUGAUCUCGGAGUCGAGUUGCGUGAGCCCCAGCAGGGCUCUCAGGUCCCGCCGCCCCGCCGCCCCGCCGCCCCGCCGCCCCCGCCGCCCCCGCCGCAGCCAUGUCGUUCUUCCCGGAGCUUUAUUUCAACGUGGACAAUGGCUAUCUGGAGGGCUUAGUGCGCGGCCUCAAGGCCGGGGUGCUCAGCCAGGCGGACUACCUCAACCUGGUGCAGUGCGAGACUCUGGAGGACUUGAAGCUGCACCUGCAGAGUACAGACUAUGGCAACUUCCUGGCCAAUGAAGCGUCACCUUUGACAGUGUCAGUCAUCGAUGACAAGCUCAAGGAGAAGAUGGUAGUAGAGUUCCGCCACAUGAGAAACCAUGCCUAUGAGCCGCUUGCCAGCUUCCUGGACUUCAUUACUUAUAGCUACAUGAUUGACAACGUGAUCCUGCUCAUCACUGGCACAUUGCACCAGCGUUCAAUCGCUGAACUUGUGCCCAAGUGCCACCCACUAGGCAGCUUUGAGCAGAUGGAGGCCGUGAACAUCGCACAGACACCUGCAGAGCUCUACAAUGCCAUUCUGGUGGACACGCCCCUGGCGGCUUUUUUCCAGGAUUGCAUCUCAGAGCAGGACCUUGAUGAGAUGAACAUUGAGAUAAUCCGAAAUACGCUUUACAAGGCCUAUCUGGAGUCCUUCUACAAGUUCUGCACUCUAUUGGGUGGGACCACAGCUGAUGCCAUGUGUCCUAUCCUAGAGUUUGAAGCAGACCGCCGCGCCUUCAUCAUCACCAUCAACUCUUUCGGCACAGAGCUGUCCAAGGAGGACCGCGCCAAGCUCUUUCCACACUGUGGCCGACUCUACCCUGAGGGCUUGGCUCAGCUCGCUCGGGCUGAUGACUAUGAACAGGUCAAGAAUGUAGCUGAUUACUACCCGGAAUACAAACUACUUUUUGAGGGUGCAGGUAGCAAUCCUGGAGACAAAACCCUGGAGGACCGAUUCUUUGAACAUGAGGUGAAGCUGAACAAGUUGGCCUUCCUGAACCAGUUCCACUUUGGUGUCUUUUAUGCCUUUGUGAAGCUUAAGGAACAGGAAUGUCGCAACAUUGUGUGGAUUGCUGAGUGCAUCGCGCAGCGCCAUCGCGCCAAGAUCGACAACUACAUCCCCAUCUUCUAGCAUUCCCACCCAAGGUUCCCAGAAGCACUGUGUGUGUCUUUGUGUGCUGUGUGAAGCCCAUGGCUCACUUGUCUGACCUGGUGAGGUGUAGCACGUUGUUCUGGGGUUGCCCAGCUUCCAUGACCCCCUCUGGGACUACUCUUAGGCCUAAAAAGGGGUUAGGGACCUCUCCCCUGGUGAAAAUGGACCAAGAUCCCCUCCAGAGCAAAGAGCCCCCAGCCCUAUGUUUACAGCACCGACAUGUCUGAGAAACUUGUGUCACUUUCGUGCCCCUCCCUAACCUAAGAACCCCUGGGCAGUGUGAGUCUUCUUCCCUUCUGUGGGUCAUCCAGAGCCAUGGCCCAUGGAAGAUUAGAGUGUGUGUGUCUUUGGGGUCUGGGGGAAGUAGCUUCUCAUCCCCUCUCUAACUCAGCUCUGCACCUCUGAGACAAUAAAAUGCCCCUCUUUAAAAAGCC
Peromyscus leucopus (white-footed mouse) is the source of this 1663-nucleotide messenger RNA. RefSeq names its product ATPase H+ transporting V0 subunit d1 (gene Atp6v0d1). Bases 153 to 1208 code for a protein of 351 amino acids. Gene Ontology annotation, cellular component: vacuolar proton-transporting V-type ATPase complex; early endosome; plasma membrane proton-transporting V-type ATPase complex. Gene Ontology annotation, biological process: vacuolar acidification; vacuolar transport; proton transmembrane transport. NCBI's taxonomy places the organism in Eukaryota, Metazoa, Chordata, Mammalia, Rodentia, Cricetidae. Gene Ontology annotation, molecular function: proton-transporting ATPase activity, rotational mechanism. The record is from RefSeq and is a predicted model, not a curated record. The transcript is spliced from 8 exons.